CCCUCCCCCCGCACAGAAUCAAAAAUGUCGAGUCAACCUCUUCUUCAGACUGCCCCGGGCAAACGAAUCGCCCUCCCAACCCGCGUCGAACCAAAAGUCUUCUUCGCCAACGAGCGAACCUUCCUCUCCUGGCUCAACUUCACCGUCAUCCUAGGCGGCCUCGCCGUCGGCCUGCUCAACUUCGGUGACCGUGUCGGCCGUAUCUCCGCCGGCCUCUUCACCGUCAUCGCCCUGGGCACCAUGAUCUACGCCCUUUUCACCUUCCACUGGCGAGCGCAGAGUAUCCGUCGCCGAGGACAAACAGGAAUCGAUGACCGAUUCGGGCCGACCAUUUUGGCCCUAUCAUUGUUGGCUGCUGUCGUGGUGAACUUCAUACUUCGUGUUCGGGAGGGGUUCUAAGCAUUUGGGCUGUUGGUAUGAAAAUUUGCGGUUUCAUUUAUAUCCCCUUUUUCUCUGUCAUCAUCAUUAUAUCUUUCUUUCUUUCUUUCUUUCUUUCUUGGGCCUCUCUCCCUUUGGCAUGAGGAGAGGAUUUUGGGUUUUAUUGCAGCUGUAUACGUAUACUGCUUAACUGGAAUGGCUGGAUGGUUUAGACGACAUGUCACAAUUAUGAAAUUGUCAGGUUUUGAUACAACAUUGAUCAUUCGUUCGCAGCAAUGUUUGGGUUGUUUUCGUUUAUCAUUCUGUGUUUGAGCGAUUUGCAUGUCUUAUUGAGAAGGAUUGUAGUGCGCUACUAAGCUGCCACUACUUUAUCUAUUUGCAAAAAAGAAUAAAAGUUGAUUCAUGGACAUUUGCCUCUUCAAUAUACAAU
Aspergillus wentii DTO 134E9 is the source of this 808-nucleotide messenger RNA. Its product is annotated as putative vacuolar transporter chaperon Vtc1. The coding region runs from base 25 to 399 and encodes 124 amino acids. Gene Ontology annotation, cellular component: vacuolar transporter chaperone complex; fungal-type vacuole membrane. The record is from RefSeq and is a predicted model, not a curated record. Lineage: Eukaryota; Fungi; Ascomycota; Eurotiomycetes; Eurotiales; Aspergillaceae. The transcript has 2 exons.